This is a messenger RNA of Betta splendens (Siamese fighting fish), 3267 nucleotides long. Its product is annotated as solute carrier family 22 member 2-like. NCBI's taxonomy places the organism in Eukaryota, Metazoa, Chordata, Actinopteri, Anabantiformes, Osphronemidae. The transcript is spliced from 11 exons. Gene Ontology annotation, biological process: transmembrane transport. Gene Ontology annotation, cellular component: membrane. The record is from RefSeq and is a predicted model, not a curated record. Bases 603 to 2294 code for a protein of 563 amino acids.
AACACUCAUAAAUAAGGAGUCUAUGCUUGGAUUUGACCUAAAUUCCUCGACCCCUAAAGAUCCGCUAUUGUUUGUCCCAACAAGUGAAACCAUUCAUGUAAGAAAACAUCUGGGAGCUUCAAUAGUGUCUUUGUGUCCUCGAAGCAUCCUUCGUUUUCUGACGGCUCCUCUUCCUCAUCACCGCCAUCUCUGUUUCAGCAGCCGCUUGACUCGUGCUGCCGACGUAUGACCCUGUUGCCGCAGGGAUUCUGCCACCUGCGGCGCAGCCUCCUGCACAGAUGUUCACCGGACUGAGCGUCUGAGCAGCCGAGUCACAUGCUGCUGAUGCAGCAGGAGAGGAGACGGCGUCAAUCACAUCAUUACACUCUCCCAGAAACAUUAACUGACUGACGCUGCUGCACAGACACGGGCUGCGUGGUGCGUUCAGGGUCACACACUCUGGAGAUGUGAUUUAAAAAAAGCCUCGCUCCUCCUCAUCCUGCCAAAAACCCAGACGAAGCAGCUGAUUGGUCACUGGUGCUGGAGGGAGUCCCCUCCCGCUGAGGAGGCUGCAUAAAGUCACACACCACCUCAGGCCUUACAGUUGUUGCUCAGCACAAACCAUGACCACCUUUGACGACAUCUUGGAGGAAGCCGGGAAGUUCGGCCGCUGCCAGAAGCGGAUCUUCGCCCUCUUCUGCCUCCUGUCUGUUCCCUUUGCAGGUGUGUACGUGGGCAUCGUCUUCCAGGGCUUCACCCCGGACCACUGGUGCCGGGACGCGGCGGUGAUGGACUGGAGGCGGACGUGCGGCUGGAGCCCGGCCGAGGGCCGCAGCGCCCUGCUGCCGCGCGUCAACCGCUCCGGCCUCCAGCAGCAGAGCAGCUGCGAGCAGUAUGAGGUGGACUGGAACAACACGGCGUUCACGUGCGACGCCGAGGAGCUGGACCUCAGCCAGUCGCCCACGGCUGCAUGCGCAGGCGGCUGGGAGUACGACUACGAGGGCCGGCGCUCCUUCGUCACGGAGUUUGACCUGGUGUGCUCCAACGGGUGGUGGGUGGACAUGUACCAGGCCUCGCUCAACGUGGGCUUCCUGGUGGGCAGCAUCGCUAUCGGCUACCUGGCCGACAGGCUCGGCAGGAAAAUGACCUUCCUCAUCUCCAACUUGCUGAAUGGGAUCGCGGGGAUCCUGGUGGCUCUGGCUCCGGACUACGUGUCGCUGCUGGUUUUCCGGACGCUCUACGGCUUCGGGGUGAAGGGAGGCUGGGUGGUGGGAUACGUGCUGAUCACUGAGCUCGUGGGCGUGGAGUACAGACGCACGGUGGGGGUCCUGUACCAGAUGUUCUUCAGCGUGGGCAUCCUCCUCCUCCCUCUACAGGCCUAUUACAUCACUGACUGGCGCUGGCUGCAGGUCGUCAUCACCGUCCCCUACAUCCUCAUGCUGUCUUACUACUGGUUUGUGCCUGAAUCUCCGAGAUGGCUGCUGUCUCAGAACAAGAAAUCCAAAGCUGUGAAGAUCACGGAGGACAUGGCCAGAGAAAACAACAUGUCUCUGUCCAAGAAAAUCGAGUCGAUGGCAGAUGACAACGCCGCCUCCUCCUCCACCGCCUCCUUCAUGGACCUGAUCAGAACCCCGAAGAUUAGAAAACACACCUUCAUCCUCAGCUACAACUGGUUCACCAGCGCCGUCGUCUACCAGGGCCUCAUCAUGAGGCUGGGCAUUCUGGGAGGAAACGUCUUCCUCGACUUCCUCAUCUCGGGCCUGGUGGAGUUUCCCGCCGCCUUGCUCAUCCUCCUCACCAUCGAACGCGUCGGCCGCCGCCUUCCGUUCGCCUCUGCCAACUUCGUGGCUGGAGCCUCCUGCCUCCUCACCGCCUUCAUCCCUGACAGUAUGUUCUGGUUUAAGACCAUCGUGGCCUGUAUCGGUCGACUGGGCAUCACCAUGACCUUUGAGAUGGUGAUAUUCGUGAACACUGAGCUCUACCCAACGUUUGUCAGGAACCUGGGCGUGUCCGUCUGCUCCACGCUGUGUGACGUCGGCGGCAUCGUGGCCCCGUUCCUGCUCUACAGACUGGCUGUGAUCUGGCUGGAGCUGCCGCUCAUCAUCUUCGGAGGCCUGGCCUUCCUGGCUGGUGGCCUGGUUCUGCUGCUUCCUGAGACCCGAGGCGUGCCGCUGCCCGACACCAUCGACGACAUCGAGUUCCCCAACAGUGCGAAGGAGAAAGCUGCGCAGACGACCCAGCAGUUGAUCAACUUGUUGCCCAACGACGACAUAUUCACCAAGAAAUGUGCCGAGGCGUGUGACAUCGCCGUGUGAAGCCGAGGAGUCAGUACACGGCGCUGCACUAGGGGGCGCUGUGAGAGUCCAGCUCAGCAGCCAAGUACAGAACCUGAGCUGCUGCUUUGACUGAAGCCAGCAGCGCAGGCGCCACAUGGGAAUUAUCAGCACGAUGUGUGAGAGCGACGCCGUGGGGCCGUCAUUUCCCCACAGUUUGUCUUUAUGUGUGAAUAAUGUCCAGUCAAAUCAACUGAGUCUCUCCUGGAUCACUCACAGUUAAUGUCAGUGAUCCAGGAGAGAAAACAGUCAUUAAACACAGUCAUCAGGUCAGUUUACACACGAAACAUCAUCAAGAGAUAAAACAGGUUUAUUCUGUAAUAAAGUAAACAGAAGAGGAAACAUAUCAAACACACCUGAUCCAAUAUUAGCCGUUGGAUCAGGUGAGAGCCGUCUUUUUCCCAUCAUGCAGUUGGUUUCUGUUUUUAUUGCUAAGUAUAUGAAUGUGAAAUAGUAAUUGUACUGAGGUAGACAAUGUUCUCUCAUAGACCUUUAGUUGCUCAUCUGUUUAUCUUAGACGCCGCGUCCUGUUUAGUUCCUGUUUAGUUCCUGUUAGUGGCGUGUGUUGACCCUGGUUCUGGGCCCGGUCUGACCCACGGUGCUGAACUCUGCCCCCAGUGGCCGCAGCCUGAACGCGUCUGAGCCUCAGCAGGUGUGAGGCAUCAGCCUGAUGUGUUUGAGGUCAGGACCCAGAGACGCUGCUUUAGUCAUUAGACACUUUGGGAUUUGAAUCGCGCUGUAAGUAAGUGAUUUUCUUCUGAGUUUGGAGCCGCUGUUGAUUUCUGUUAAGAACAUGUUGCUUUAUAUCAGCAUUCCUCCUCCACAAGGUAGUUAAAUGUUUUUAUUAUUAUUUUUAUUAGAUGCCAGAGAAAGUGUAAUGCUCUGGCUUUUCUGUAUAAACUGGUCCUCACAAAGUAAAAUAUAACUGUUUUUAAUAAAACAAAUGUUUGCUGUU